AUGGCUGCUGUUGUGAGGAUUCAUGGUAUGAAGAGUUUUAGAGGGAACAAAAAAAUGGAACAUGACGAUGGAUUAUCGUAUACUAUUGUCGAUGGAUCUAUGGCAAAGGUUAUUAUACCAUAUAGGGAUUUAGAGGAUGCGUAUGCUAAUGAAGGUCCCACUGAUAUGGAGGAAGCUCUUCGAUUAGAUGUGGAAGAUAUUGAAAAAGAAUUAAAUAGUAGGGACAUGGUAGUUGAUGAUGGAAGUGAUAUAACCAAUGGAGAUAUAGCAGAUCAUGUAUUUGUGGAUGAACCAAGUGAGAAUGGUGAUGGGGGUGAAAAUUUUGUUGAUGAUCCAACGGAACACAUUGACAAUCCUGUUGAGCAUAAUGAGGAACUAUGUAUUGGGAAGUAUUUUGCCAAUGCAAACGAUGCAUAUGAAUUUUAUAACACCUAUGCUCAGAAGAUGGGAUUUAGUGUUCGGAAAUCUAAAGUGGAGAGGUCAAGGAAAAGGAAAGAAGGAAUGGACAAGGAGGGGGAUGUCUUGUCUCGCAUGUAUAUUUGUAGUAGGGAAGGUUUUAAGGAUUGCAAAGAUAGAAGACAAGAAGGGAAAGAUGUUACUCGUCGAGCUGAUAGUAGAGUUGGCUGUCCUGCUCAUAUGCGGGUAAAAUCAGUUGAAGGGGGCUUAGUUGUUGACCAAUUUAUUUCAGGCCACAACCAUAGCCUCGUGGCACCCGCUGAAAUUUAUCAGCUUCAAUCACAUCAAUGGCUCUCAGACUUCGUUGUACAGAUUGGAACCACUCUAGAUGAUUGUGAUAUUGGACCGGCAACUAUUUGUGAGGUUGUGAAAUCUAUGUCUGGUGGGGACUCCAAGGUGGGUUUGCCAAAGUUGGCAUUUAAGAAUUUUAUGAAGAGGCAAAAUCAGAAGUUUCUUGGGAUGGACUUAAAAAAGUUAAUGGAAUAUUUUCACCAUUACAAACUGUGUGAUCCUCAAUUCUUUUGCAAAAUGGCCACAACAGAUGAUGGUAGUGUACGGGGUAUCUUUUGGGUUGAUGGGCCGGCGAGAGCUGAAUAUCAUGUAUUUGGGGAUGUAGUGGUAUUUGAUACAACAUACAAGAAGAAUCGAUACCACUUCCCGUUUGGUCCCUUUACCGGAGUAAAUCAUCAUGUUCAAAGUAUUUUGUUUGGAUGUGGGUUGAUAGCUGAUGAGACAAUUGAGUCGUUUAUUUAG
Molecule: messenger RNA, 1209 nt
Organism: Telopea speciosissima
Lineage: Eukaryota; Viridiplantae; Streptophyta; Magnoliopsida; Proteales; Proteaceae
Product: protein FAR1-RELATED SEQUENCE 5-like
Exons: 3
Coding region: 1-1209 (402 amino acids)
Biological process (GO): regulation of DNA-templated transcription
Source: RefSeq, a predicted model, not a curated record